Molecule: messenger RNA, 1236 nt
Organism: Arabidopsis lyrata subsp. lyrata
Lineage: Eukaryota; Viridiplantae; Streptophyta; Magnoliopsida; Brassicales; Brassicaceae
Exons: 2
Coding region: 160-1101 (313 amino acids)
Biological process (GO): regulation of transcription by RNA polymerase II
Cellular component (GO): SAGA complex
Molecular function (GO): transcription coactivator activity
Source: RefSeq, a predicted model, not a curated record
AAAAAACAAAAAGAAAUUAGAAAAUGCGAUCUACAUUCGUCUAAAUUUCCUCAAAAUCCUUCUUCUUCUUUUUUUUCCACUACAAGUCGCGAUUAAAAUCGAGUUCAUUACUGUUCGAUUCUUUGGUCUUCUUCACAAAGGGAAAUUCGAGGGACCCAAAUGCCAACGAGUCAGCAUCAUGCCGUUAGAACAGACAUAGCAGUGUUAAAAUCUCAGAUUGAGAAGAGGAUUGGUCGGGCCAAAACUGAGAGCUACCUUAAUCUCUUAUCGAAAUUCUUGAGUUUGAAAAUCAGCAAAUCUGAUUUCGAUAAGCUAAUCAUUGCGACGGUGAAGAGGGAGAAUAUAAGUCUACACAACGCUUUGCUAAGAGGGAUUCUUAAGAACGUAUGUCUCUCUUCAAAGACACCUCCGUUGAUAAAGAAUGGUGUAGUAGAUUCAGAGAAGAAGAAGAAGCAAUUAUAUGGAGUUUUUGAGACAAGUCUUAGUUUCCAAUCUUUGUGCAAAGACCUUCCUAAAUCGCCUCGUAAAGGAAGGACUCAACGGAGGUUUAAAGAUAGUAAUGUUAGCAAAGGUAAAAGUCUAAUCACUGAGGUUGUUUCUUCUAGUGGUAGACAACAAUGGUUAAUGGAAAAUGGUGAAGAAGUUGACCAAUUGAUUCGAUGUUGGAGAAGUCAACCUAUUGAAGCUCCUUUUGGUGUUAAUCUUAGAGAUGUUAUAGAGAAACAACAUCGUAUAGGCACAUGUUGUUGCUCCUCUGGUGAGCUUCCUGAUUCGGUUUCUUUAAAGAAGAAACUCGAAGAUGACUCGGGGUUUAUGGAGCAAGGAUUAGAGGUUUCGGUUGGGUUUGCCAACACGUUAAACGCAGGGUUGGAUGUUUUCUUGAAGAGAUUGAUCAAACCAUGUCUUGAAUUAGCAGCUUCAAGGUCUAGUAGCCGCCAAAGAGAAGUAUGUUCUUCAAGUAACGCUUCACCAGCAUCUUCUCUGGUAGAUUUUCAAGUAGCUAUGGAGUUAAAUCCGUCGAUACUCGGGGGAGAUUGGCCUGCAAAGCUUGAGAAGAUCGCCUGCAGAUUCAGACAAGCUACUAACUCUUUAAAUAGAUAGAUCAGAUUCUUCCUUUACAGAGUUUGUUUUGAACAUCUUUAGGUUUUGUGUAUAUAUGUCUUGGUUUGUGUUGAUUUUGUAUGCUUAGGUUGGAUUUGUUAAACAAGUUUAAUAGAAAUAAGAUCAUUAUUAAUA